This is a messenger RNA of Nymphalis io (European peacock), 1887 nucleotides long. RefSeq names its product chitinase A-like (gene Chi-h). Gene Ontology annotation, molecular function: chitinase activity; chitin binding. The transcript has 2 exons. The coding region runs from base 114 to 1784 and encodes 556 amino acids. Lineage: Eukaryota; Metazoa; Arthropoda; Insecta; Lepidoptera; Nymphalidae. The record is from RefSeq and is a predicted model, not a curated record. Gene Ontology annotation, biological process: chitin catabolic process; carbohydrate metabolic process.
AACAAUUCCUUGGUAUGUUAACGUUGCUUUCAGUACACGUUUCAAGUUCUAUAGACAUAAUGUGAUUUGUUUAACGAUCAUUUGAAUUUAAAAACAAAAGUUGGGAACCGGUUAUGUGGCAACAGGCGUUGACUUUCGCCUUAGCUGGCCUCUUCGUGAUAGCGGAGUGCGGCCCCCCUGGGAAGCCGGCUCUAGGAUGGGGAGAGCGUACCUUCGCAAUCGUUGAGGUCAACCAAGCGGCUACGGCGUACAACCAGCUCGUCACACGAAAAGAAGCUGCUGAUGUCUCUGUAACGUGGAACGUUUGGUCUGGAGAUGCGGCUGAUAGUGCCAAGGUUUUGUUGGAUGGCAAGCCGGUCUGGACUGGAGCGUCAGGUGCUGCAUCGUCAGCAACCUUCCCUGUUAAGAAAGGUGGUAGAUAUCAGAUGCAAGUGGAACUUUGUAAUUCAGAUGGGUGCACUUCAAGCGAUCCCACGGAGAUCGUCGUAGCGGACACCGAUGGAAGCCACCUUCCACCCUUAGAAUACUCAAUGGGAGAGAGAAACAAACCUUUUAAACAGACUUCAGGAAAGGUUGUGGGUGCGUACUUUGUUGAGUGGGGUGUCUAUCCUAGGAAAUUCCCAGUCGAUCGCGUACCAAUCCCUAAUUUAACCCAUCUUCUAUAUGGUUUUAUCCCAAUUUGUGGUGGAGAUGGUAUUAACGACAGUUUGAAGGAAAUCGAAGGCAGUUUUCAAGCGCUACAGCGCUCUUGCAGUGGUCGCGAGGACUUCAAAGUUUCUAUUCACGAUCCUUGGGCAGCUUUACAAAAGCCCCAGAAAGGGUUAUCAUCUUGGAAUGAACCAUACAAAGGCAACUUUGGUCAACUGAUGUCUUUGAAGCAAGCGAGACCUGACCUGAAAAUCCUUCCUUCUGUUGGAGGCUGGACAUUAGCUGAUCCUUUCUUCUUCUUUACCGACAAGACUAAGAGAACUCGUUUUGUUGACUCAGUAAAGGAAUUCCUUCUAACAUGGAAGUUCUUCGACGGUGUUGAUAUUGAUUGGGAGUUCCCUGGUGGUAAGGGCGCUAACCCUCAUCUCGGUUGUCCGGAAGAUGGUGACGUGUACGUUAGUCUUAUGAAAGAACUGCGCGAAAUGCUGGAAGAGUUAUCAGCUUCAACUGGUAAGAAAUAUGAGCUGACAUCUGCAAUCAGCUCCGGUUGGGACAAGAUUCAGGUGGUUGACUAUAGCAAAGCCCAAAACUACAUGGACCACAUUUUCUUGAUGAGUUACGAUUUCAAAGGUGCCUGGUCGAACGACACUUUGGGCCACCAAACGCCAUUAUACGCUCCAGAAUGGAAUCCUAAAGAGACCUACACAACUGAUUUCGGUGUAAAGUAUUUGUUAGCGCAAGGUGUGAACCCGAAGAAGAUUAUUGUUGGUGUCGCCAUGUACGGGCGUGGCUGGACUGGUGUCAACGGUUACACAGACAACAAUCCUUUCACUGGCAACGCGACAGGACCAGUCAAGGGCACUUGGCAAGACGGCGUCGUGGACUACAGGGAGAUAGCGAACGAAAUUGCACAGGGUAAAUGGGAGUUCCAUUACGACAACGUCGCACAAGCACCAUACGUGUUCAGACCAGCCACAGGGGACCUCGUGACUUACGAUAACGCUAGAUCCGUCAUCGAGAAAGGAAAGUACGUGAGGAAUAAUAAACUCGGCGGGCUGUUCGCUUGGGAAAUCGACGCUGACAACGGCGAUCUCUUGAAUGCGAUGAACAUGGGCCUUGGUAACAGUGCGGCUUGAAGGGCUUAGUGUAUUAAAUGUGAUGCUAUAAUAAGUUCGUUUUAAGAAAGGUCUCACCUAGGUUUAUCAAUACGUAUUUAUAAUAAAGACUGGUAAAUUUAAA